AUGGACACCCGAGCCGCAAAGAGGCAGCGGAGAUUAACCUCUGAAGGAGAGAUUGAAGCACAAAUAGACAACACGACAGAUUCUAAAAGUUUAUCCGAACAUGCUUCCCCCACUAAAAAUGCCAAAUACGCUACCAUAGGAUUGUCAAAUAGACAUUCUUCGUCGAACGUGAAAGCCCUUCCCUUCUUGUCUCCGCGGCCUAAAACGAUCCCUAGUCAAGGUCACGCCAGUGGCCAAGCUCACUUUCCCUCGCACUUCUCUGAUAAAAAGGGGCAAGAUAAUACACCUGCAAAUGAGCAGCAGCGGUGGUCUUCACAGAGGUUCGAAGUAACGCGUACAGCGGAACCUAUUGCUGAAAUAUUGGAUGAUGAUGAUUCAAUUGAGGAUGACUAUGAUUCAUAUGAUGAGCUGUUCACUCAGCACUUUACAGAAGAGGACAGCAUCGCACAAGAGGAUGUGAAGUUUCAAUCAGAUUGCCAGACUCGGCCUAGCAAACCCCUUUCAAAUCCCACGAAUCCUAUACGAAAACCCACUAACUCUACUAAACGCUUUCUUUUACCUUCGAACUUGGGGGUUAAGACUUUAAAUCAACUUUCGCCCCUUUCUGCACCCGAGAAUGACAAGCGGCCCUGGGCACAGCGGUAUGCGCCAUUGGAUCUAGAGGAGCUAGCAGUCCAUAAGAAAAAAGUUGGUGAUGUGUCUACUUGGCUGAGUAAUGUUUUCACAGGGAGGGACUGGCGUAGACUACUUGUCCUGCGCGGUCCCGCGGGGAGCGGAAAGACAACCACCUUAGCACUAUUGUCGAAAUCACUAGGCUUUGAUAUUGUCGAAUGGAAAAACCCCUCGACUCCCGAGUUCGGCGUGAGCGGAUACUCAUCGGUUGGUGUGCAAUUCGAUGAAUUUCUUGGUCGGGGUGAUAAGUUUGGGGGACUUGAUCUAGAUGAGAUGGCCGAUAUUGCUGGGUUUGAAAGGGGUCGCAAUAAUUCUUUUUCGCAACGACGUGUUCUUCUUGUUGAAGAAUUUCCAGCAAUGUCGAGCAGAAUGUCUUCUAGUCUCUCUGCUUUCAGGCUGUCGCUCCAGCGGUAUCUUGCUGCAACAAUUGACACUGUAUCGAAGAUUGGCGAUCCCGGAGGACAAGCAAGUCCUCCCAUCAUCAUUAUUAUUUCGGAGACCCUCUUGGGUUCCGCAUCUUCUGCGCUGGACAAUUUUACGGCUCACCGGUUACUUGGGCCGGGUAUUUACAACCAUCCAGGCACCACUAUCAUUGAUUUCAACAUCAUCGCUCCUACAUUUAUGAACAAAGCCUUGAGAUUGGUUCUCGAAAAGGACGCGAGUCAUUCCAAACGCACGAGGAUCCCAGGGCCAUCUAUGAUCGAAAAUAUCUCUGAAAUAGGCGACAUUCGAAGCGCAAUCUCUUCAUUAGAGUUUCUUUGUCUAAAAGGCGACAAAACUGGGUCGUGGGGAGGGGGCUUUAUAAGCAAGGCCAAGAAGCCCUCUCGGAAUAACGUAGCCCUCACAUCGAUGGAAAGGGAAUCAUUGAAGAUGAUCACACAGCGAGAGACCAGCCUAGGCAUAUUUCAUGCCAUUGGAAAAAUUGUGUACAACAAGCGUGAGGAUAGAAGUCUCGCAAUGGGGGGGCUCGCGCUCCCUUCUCCUCCAGACUAUUUACGCCAACAUCACCGCCCAAAGAUUUCUCGGGUUUCUGUUGAUGAACUUGUGGAUGAGACAGGAACUGAUAUCCAGACAUUCAUUAGCGCCCUACAUGAAAAUUACGUGCCGUCAUGUGAUGGCUUGUCAUUUACAGGUUCCCUUAACGGCUGUAUCGAGGCAUUAUCAGAUAGCGACAUAUUGUCUGUCGACCGUAAAGGUCUCCAUGGAUCUCGGGCAUGGCUCGGGGUUGCUGCAAAUAGCUUCACGAGAGUGGAAAAGCUGAGGCAGGAUGAUAUCAGUUAUCAAGUUGCUGCACGAGGUCUACUUUUUGCUCUCCCUUAUCCUGUGAAAAGACGGUCUACGUCAAUAAGUGGCUCAAGCCGUGAAGGCGACGUGCACAAGAUGUUUUUCCCCGCAUCCUUACGGUUAGGGAGCCAGUCUGAGAAAACCCAAGGGCUGGUUGAUUUAUGGGCAAACCGAUUAUUAGAUCCAUUUAAUGGAUCGAACAUUGGUUCCAAUUUCAAUGGCGACAGUAUAGGAUCUUGGAGGAACACCCAGUUCAGUCAGGAUAUAACGCAACAAGGUGACGAUUGUGAUGUGAGAACAGUAGUGGUGACAAUGCUCUCACGCAAUGAUAUGUUACUCUACCAACUCCCAUACAUGGCUAGAAUCUCGAAAAAUGAAUCUGACAUCACAGAGCUUGGGGCAAUAACUGGGUUUGGUGAGACUGAAAGGCUAAGUAACGCCAUGAGCGACGAUAUUUUUGAUUACUGUGGUGUUUCACCGUUGGAAUCAUUGACAACCUCCCAGGAAACUUCUCAGUCGCGAAAGUUACGGCGUGUAGCCAAGUCUCGAGGAGUCUGCAACGCGUUUGGCCCACGUCUCCCUCCCUCCACCGGGAGCCAGGAGGAUAAGCUAAUAUUGAGUGACGAUGAUAUUGAGGAUGAAUGA
Aspergillus wentii DTO 134E9 is the source of this 2601-nucleotide messenger RNA. Its product is annotated as putative cell cycle checkpoint protein Rad17. NCBI's taxonomy places the organism in Eukaryota, Fungi, Ascomycota, Eurotiomycetes, Eurotiales, Aspergillaceae. Gene Ontology annotation, molecular function: chromatin binding. The transcript is spliced from 2 exons. The record is from RefSeq and is a predicted model, not a curated record. Bases 1 to 2601 code for a protein of 866 amino acids. Gene Ontology annotation, biological process: mitotic DNA replication checkpoint signaling; DNA repair; DNA damage checkpoint signaling.